Messenger RNA from Condylostylus longicornis, 2723 nucleotides. It is a transcript of the gene Rnp4F, whose product is annotated as squamous cell carcinoma antigen recognized by T-cells 3. Lineage: Eukaryota; Metazoa; Arthropoda; Insecta; Diptera; Dolichopodidae. The transcript has a single exon. Gene Ontology annotation, biological process: RNA processing. Gene Ontology annotation, molecular function: protein binding; RNA binding. Bases 82 to 2679 code for a protein of 865 amino acids. The record is from RefSeq and is a predicted model, not a curated record.
UUUUUUACAAUCGUUUGGAAUUUGUUUCUUGAAUCAUUUUUUAAAAAUAAUUUAUGAAAUUAACUAAAAGCUUUUUGAAAUAUGUCUACAAUACCAGAAAUAGAUGAAGCUGAAGAAGAUGCAUUACUUCAAAGUGAUGAAGACGAAGUGGGAACUGAGGAGGAUAUUCAGGAAGAUAUGGAUGAAGAUGACUUGAGCGACGACGAAGAAAAAGAUCUCAGAGAAUAUUUGAAAUUAUUAGCAGAAAUAUCUAGUAAUACCUUAAAUUACGAUACAUACAUAAAAUUGACACAAACCGCACAUAAACUUGGUGAUUUGGAAAAAAUUCGUGAAUCGUAUAAUCUCUUUGCAAAUGUCUUUCCUCUCGCUUCUGAUAUAUGGUUGAAAUUCAUUUCUGUUGAACGUAAUAUAAGUACUUCAGAAAGUGAAAUCAAUAAUGUGGUAAACCUUUUUAAAAAAGCAUUGAAUGAUUAUUUUUCUACCAGCGUCGCUCUGGAUUAUGCAAAAUUUCUUUCAAAAGUUUCUGACGAAAAAAAAGUUCUUGAAAUAUGGUCGGAACUUCUGGGAACUUAUUCAUUAGAUUGUUACUUUGGUAAAAAUUUCUUUUCGUUAUAUAGAAAAUAUAUUGAACAAUCUUCUUUGAGUAAUGAAGACAAGUUAAUGAAAGUUGCACAAAGCUAUAUGAGAGAACUUCAAAUUCCUUUAUAUGAAAUGGAAAAUAGUUACAUUGAUUUUAAAGUGCUUUAUGAAAAAAACAAAGAGAAAUUAGAAAUAGUAGUUGAUUGGGAUAGAAUAGAUAAAAAUUAUAAAAGGGCGAAGGAAGAUCUUCAGAAAAUGUUACCGUAUGAAGAACGUUUGAAAAAUCUCGACCAAAAAUUCUACCAAGAAAAAGCUGUCGCGUAUUUAGAUUAUAUAAAAAUGGCCGAUGAAGAAUUAGAAGAAAACAUCAUUCAAGUUUUAUACGAAAGAAUGGUUACCGAUUGCUGUUUAAAUGAAAAUUGCUGGCUUGAAUAUAUUGAUUUUAUUUUAAAGCGGGACGAAGAUGGAAAGCCUGAAGAGCUUGAAGAUUUUCCAGUAUUUCAACAAACAGCUCUUGAUAUAAAUGUUAGAGCUCUUCGUAAUUGUACUUGGAGUCCUAAAUUGUAUAUAAAAAAAUUGUAUAUUUUGGAAGAAAUUCAACAACCUAAACAGGAAGUUCAAAAAGCAUUUGAGAAAGCAUUGGAAGCAGGUUUUGAUUCACCUGAACCAUAUGUUUCGCUAUGGCUUGAAUAUUUAUCUUAUAUAAGGAGAAAUACGGACUAUGAAAGUGAAAGUGAUAUUGAAAUAUUAAGAAAAAAUUUUGAUCUUUCUUGGAGCGCUUUAGGUAAACAAUGGGGGGUUUUAGCAGAUUGUAAUUGCGAAAUCUUACAAUUUUGGGGUAGAUUGGAAUAUGGACCUUUUCGAAAUCCUGAGAAAGGUAAAGAACUAUGGGAUACAGUUAUGGCAAGUUCGGACAAUUCCUCAAAAUCAGCUUUAUGGAUUGAAUAUAUUCACAUGGAAAUGCGAGUCAACCCAGAAUCUGCAAGAAAAUUGUUUAAGAAAUCUCUCUCUUUUGAUCUUGACAAUCCUUACUCCAUUGUCUCUGCUUGGAUAAGAUUCGAAAGAUGUAAUGGAUCUCAAGUUAAUCUUGAUUAUUGUCAAAAAUAUUGUGAAAAUUUUUUGAAAGAUCUCGAUAGUAAAUACAAAAUGAAGAGUCACAAAGGAAAGCAAAAUGUGUCUGAAAAAAAAGGUAUAAAAAGGAAAUCCUUUGCCAUAAAUGAGGCUCCAGUUAAAAAGGCCAAAACUGAUGAAGAAAUACCAAAAAAAGGAACUGAGUUGUUCUUAAAACCUUCAACGCCUAAUCCAAGUUUUAAAUCGAAAGACGUUAAAGAACACGAAGAUGAUGAUAUUGAUUUCACAAAAGACCAUUUAAGGAUAUUUUUAAGCAAUUUAGAUUACAAUCUUACUGAAGAGCAGAUAAAAAGUGGUUUACCCGAAUUAAAAAUCGUUAAUAUAGAUUUAAUAAAAGCUGCUAAUGGUAGAAGCAGAGGAUUUUGUUACCUAGAAUUAUCUUCAGAAGAAGAGGUAAAAAAAGCUUUAUCUUUAGACAGAAAAAUGCUUGAAGGUAGACCUAUGUAUAUCUCCAGCGUACUAAGAGAUAAAGAAAAACGACAGAAAUUCAAAUAUUCAGGAGGAAUAGAACCUAGAAAAGUAUUUGUUAAAGGACUUCCAUAUGAUAUAACACAGGAAGAAUUGCGAGAACUUUUUGAACCUUUUGGUAAAAUAAGUGAUAUUCGAAUUGUUUAUCACAAAAGUGGAAAACCAAAAGGUAUUGCUUAUAUUGAAUAUGAAAACGAAAAUUCAGCUUCUUUAGCAACACUUAAAUUAGAUAAUUAUGAAUUAAAAGAACAUAAAAUAAAUGUUGCUAUAUCAGCUCCCCCACCUAAACAAUCUGAAAAAUCACAACCAUUUAACAUUAAUAAAAUGUUAGGAAUUGGUAGCGCAAAAUCAUCUAAUAUCAAAAAGCCUAGAAUGAGUUUUCUAAUUCCAGCUUCUGUUCAAAGGAACAUAUCUGGCAAAAGUGCCAGCAACUCAACUAACUCAAAUGGAAGCGCACCACUAAAAACCAACGAGGAUUUCAGAAAAUUUUUGAACAAAUAGACACUAAGAAUUUUAUUUAAAGUUGGAAAUAAAUAUAAUUUUGA